AUGUCCAAUGACUUUGACCCUCGAAGUAGUCGACGUUGUAAGAAUGACAAUGUCUGGCUUCAUGACUCACAGAACCAAAAUGCAAUGGAUAGUGGCGACUCUUCUUGUACUACUGGUAGGCAAGACGAAGCUAUUGGCGCACGUGACGAAGCUAUUGGCGCACGUGACGUGCACCCGUCCAGCACUGAGUCCCAAAGAGGUGUGUCAUCAGCUGCUUCGAUGCACAUGAUGGCGAAUGAAACCUCUUCGACGUCAAAGUCAAACCAAAUAUUACCUUCCCUAUCAUCGCAUAGUGCAGCACUUCAUGACCAGCAAUGCAGUAGAAGCAACUCUUCGUCAACUCUCAUACCACUUGUAAAACUGCAGGAGCCAAGCAAGCAGAGUGGAGCUAGUAAUCAAAAUUUGCUGCAUCCGAUUCGUCGCCAACGAGAAGAGGAAAACACACUGAUUCCGGACCAAAAUUCUACCGACAAUGAAUAUAAACAGGUCGAGGACAAAGUUUUGUCUGCAUCUUCCGUACCCGAGUCUGAAAAAGACGUGCGUAUAAUGUUCCAUGGCCGCAAAAUCUAUGCUCAUGACCUGAUUGGUCUGCGUGUGGCCAAAACAUUUCCUGGAUACGGACGAUUCUUGGGUCAGGUCGUCAAGUUUGACACAGCAACUUCGCUGUAUACAGUCGUAUACGCAGAUGGUGCUGCAGAGGAUCUGACGAUCGAUGACACAUUGGAAAUCUUGAUUCAAGACGAAAUUGAGCGUGCGGAUCCAACGCAACCAUUGCCUGAUAUAUCUUUAUUUCAAAGAGAGAGUGAGAAGGAAUCGUACCCUGUAACUUCGUAUACAAAUGACUUGAUGAUGGCUCCCUUAUGUCGUGGACUCAUUCAAGUGAGUGAUCGUGAAGCGCAAUUUGUGAUUAGUCUGUUUGAAAAUCAUGCGCUCCCUAGUCUAGUGCGUCAAGGCUGGCGAGUACAGACAAAUAACUCUGGACUAGGCGACACAUGUUUUGUCUCCUCUACCGGCGAACGUUUUCUAUCACCUUUGGAUGUUGUGGCACAUAUCGCAUCAAACAACGAGCUGUUACAAACAUGCUUUCCUUCUAAUGUUCACUCGGCCAUUUUGUCGCUUCUACCACAUAAAGAUGCAGUCAGCUCGAAUACGUUUGCUGAAACGCAGAAUAUUUAUAAAACUUCUGGAAAUGCAUCACGCAAACGAAUGGCUUUUGAUCUGCCUCUGUCAAGUACUAAGCCCUCCGAUUGCAAACGUACGCGACAGGCACAGGAAGGUACAUUUGUAGGAGCAGAGUUGAUGCAUGAACGAAUGGGACGGAGCAGUGAUUAUACAUCAUACCGAGGUGGAGAUAGAAAUUCCCAGAAACAAGUCUCCUAUGGUAGUCACUUUAGUGAUAAUAUGAAUAUAAGUGAAGCUUGCAAACAGACACAUCCCGAAUUGCAAGGAUAUAGAAGCGUCUCGAAGCAUGGUCUGAAUGGUUUGAACUUGAAUAAUUCGGCUUCGCAUCAAUGGUCCGGUGUUACUUUAAAGCCCAGUAGCGAGAAUAUAACUUCAUAUGCUCGCAGCUUUGAAGACUCAUCUGGAUGGUGUGAAAGAAACGAUGUGUAUGUGUCUGAUCGCCAGCUCGAAACUCACUUCAUCACACACAAUCAAGUUGAAGGACGGUACAUGCAUCAUCCAAGUGCACGGGAACCUGUCACUGUGAUGAAUAGACGACAUUUAUCAGGCAGAUUUUAUCAAGACUCGACAAAUAUAGGCUCUAGCGUCCAAGGAAGCUCUGAUCUCGCAUAUCCUCAGUACUCUACAAUGCAAGCAAAAGUGGGUGAAUUUAGACGAACAUCUUCUGUAUCUCGGUCUUUGCGCGAAAUAGCAAGCUUUACGUCUCCGUCUGAUUCUCACGGUUCAAAUGCAGCUUUCUCGAUGGUCGAUGUCGAUCGCCUCUCCAAGUCGCGAUCUGGUAGUACCGAUGCAGAUCUAGAACGAGGUCGCUCUUCACGACAAACCGACUCGCAACAGGUUUAUUUACAACAUCAAUCUAUGCAGCAGCAUCGUCACACACGCAGGAGUCAUGGAAGUGAAAUUCACUACAACUCUGACCGUGGUAGGGAUGCUCAAAAGUAA
This is a messenger RNA of Plasmopara halstedii, 2124 nucleotides long. RefSeq lists its product as uncharacterized. NCBI's taxonomy places the organism in Eukaryota, Oomycota, Peronosporomycetes, Peronosporales, Peronosporaceae. The coding region runs from base 1 to 2124 and encodes 707 amino acids. The record is from RefSeq and is a predicted model, not a curated record. The transcript has a single exon.